This is a messenger RNA of Pomacea canaliculata, 372 nucleotides long. RefSeq lists its product as uncharacterized. Bases 1 to 372 code for a protein of 123 amino acids. Lineage: Eukaryota; Metazoa; Mollusca; Gastropoda; Architaenioglossa; Ampullariidae. The record is from RefSeq and is a predicted model, not a curated record. The transcript has 2 exons.
AUGUUUAUUUGGCAGCUCUUCAUCCCUGCAACUACCUCGCUAACCUACAGUACGACGCCGAUUGUGGGUAACUACACCAACAAUGUUGGCUUCGUCUCCGAUGGACCCGGCGAUGCCAGAGCCGACCUCGGAGGCUUGACCAUCAAGGACAGUAACUCUGACAAAGGCUACGCGCUGCGGCUGGACGGCUCGCCCCUUGGCUUCCAGAAGUUCGCCAGCAACGACCUGCAAGGCAACUGGCGGGGGGUCAUCAAGGUGAGACCGGACUCUCGUUCUCCCAUGACCUUGUUGUCAGACGACUGCACGGAGGUGAAGAAGUCGGACACCCUGAAAGACGACGGAAGGACAAGUGGAAGCCCUCCAUCACCAUGA